Messenger RNA from Toxorhynchites rutilus septentrionalis, 3763 nucleotides. It is a transcript of the gene CARPA, whose product is annotated as carbonic anhydrase-related protein 10. The transcript has 9 exons. Gene Ontology annotation, molecular function: carbonate dehydratase activity; zinc ion binding. The coding region runs from base 1152 to 2168 and encodes 338 amino acids. The record is from RefSeq and is a predicted model, not a curated record. NCBI's taxonomy places the organism in Eukaryota, Metazoa, Arthropoda, Insecta, Diptera, Culicidae.
CAGCGAAACAAACCGGUCGCAAAAAAAACGGGACAUCCUGUCCAGCGUGCGUGAAUCACGGAACGAAACACGGGUUUGAGACACAGACUGGCAAAACGGAACACGGUGCGUGUGUGUGUGUGGAUGCGGAAACUAUGUCCCAAACAGCUGAUCCGGGUCCCGGUGGUGGUCAGUUCCCAAAUAGUUCCGACGUGUGACUAUCGUUCGAAUCGUUAGCUCGGUUAAGUUAGAAGAAAAUCAACAAAAAAAGGCAAAGAGGGAACGAAACCCGGUUGGAGCACUGUGUCAAGAAUAACUCGAAAAAACUUAACUGUUACAUCGAAAUUUUCUGUGGUGUCUAUAUUUAGCAUUUCCGCUCUUCAGUAGGCUAAAACUAAAACUAUAACCUUGAACAAACUCGUCCUCGCAUUUAAUUUGGCCAUGCACAGGAAUCACACCCUAAAGUCCAACUUAAAACGGUUUCCAACAGCUUAAAAAACACAUCGAGAAUCACCUGCCAAGCCAACGAAUAAGAAUCUCGGUUUUAACAGAAAAUUAAAUUAAGUGUGCCCUCGCGAGGGAGUGAUUUAGCCUAAUAAAAAAAAAAAGAAAAAGCGAGAACAAACCACAGCAAACAGAUGUGAGGCGAGGCAACUUACCACCCACGUCCGUACUUCGUAGGAAAUGUGAAAAGCACAUGCAUACAAUGCUUUCGGGGAAAUAACCAAAAGUGAACACGUGCAAAGUGCACUCGGCACCGCGCCACAACUUCAAAUGAGUUCGAAUUGCGACUUUUAAACGCGAUUGCCAGGCGGGGGAAAAAAAUGAAACUUUCAGAACGUGGUACGAGAAGAUUAUAAGGAAGCAAAAAAUUAAAAAAAAAAAAGAUGUGCGAAGGUUAGUGUUUUUUGUGUGUUAUUUUUCAACCCCCCACCCCAAGUGAAGUUGAGCUGGUGCCAGCUUGGUGUGACAGCUUAAGACGCGAGAAAAGUCACGUUGAAAGCUGGAAUGGAACCGGUCUCUAUUUCGUAAGGCGAAUACGAAAAAAAAGUGCACAUAAAAAUUAGUUUUGAUCUGCGGGCUAAUUAAAAAAUAAUUGCUCGCCGCGCGUAGUGACAACGGUCUAAUAAUUAGAGCCUAUGUGGUGAGAGUGAAUCGGCACUGCUGCAACCAUGUUAGCCAAAUUAGGUGUAAAUGUAGUUAUUCUUCUAGUGCUAGGAAAGGAAAUCAAAGCCAGUUGGGAGGAAUGGUGGACAUACGAUGGCAUCUCAGGGCCCGCCUUCUGGGGACUGAUCAACCCUCAAUGGAAUAUGUGCAACAAGGGUCGCCGACAGUCUCCGAUCAAUGUUGAACCGGAGAAGCUGUUAUUCGAUCCUUAUCUGAGAUCGCUGCACAUAGACAAGCACAAGAUCUCCGGCACUCUGCACAACACCGGCCAAUCGUUGGUUUUCCGGGUGGACAAAGACACCAAGCAGCACGUGAAUAUAUCCUACGGGCCGCUCGCCUAUCGGUACCAGUUCGAGGAGAUUUACUUCCACUACGGAACGGAUAACAACCAGGGCUCGGAGCAUCACAUCCACGGGUACAGCUUCCCGGGAGAGAUUCAAUUAUACGGCUUCAACAAGGAGCUGUACCACAAUAUGUCGGAGGCGCAACACAAGGCCCAGGGCAUCGUUGGGAUCUCGCUGAUGGUGCAGAUUGGCGAUACGCCCAACCCCGAGCUUAGGGUAAUCACAAGCACCUUCAACAAGGUGCUCUACAAAGGUUCGGCCACUCCCAUUCGGCACAUCUCGCUGCGAUCGUUACUGCCGAACACCGAGCAGUACAUGACGUACGAGGGCUCCACAACCCAUCCCGGGUGCUGGGAGAGCACGGUAUGGAUCAUCCUGAACAAGCCGAUCUACAUCACGAAGCAGGAGCUUUACGCGCUCCGGAAGCUGAUGCAGGGCUCGGAGCAGACACCCAAAGCUCCGCUGGGGAACAACGCGAGACCCCUUCAGGGGCUGCACCACCGGACGGUUCGGACAAACAUCGAUUUUGCUAACACCGGGGUGAAUAAGAACCAAAACUGUCCCUCGAUGUACAAAGACAUGUACUACAAGGCAAACCGCUGGACGUCGGAGAUCUCGGCCCGGGGUCGCGAGCGAGGUCUCCCAGACAUCGACACCGUGUUUCAUUCGCUCCCAUAGUGGAGCUGGCGCGGGGGUGGCAACAGUGGCAGCAGCGGUGGUGUGACAAAGUCACCCUACUGAAACCAGCAUUCGAUCCCCCGCCGACAGCGCUUGUAAGGAUCCGAUUGGUAUCUGAUGAUCUGAUGGGAGCGUGAUGGACGUGUGCAUCUGAGCGUGUGAAAAAGGCAAAAGCCGAAACUGAAAUUCUCCCGUUUUUCGGUUUGGAAAAAUGUACGCGCACUGUAAAAACUAUACUGUUAUCAAAACCUAUACAUACAUAUAAUCUCAAGUAGAGUAUAUGAAGGAGCUUCCUCGAAUAAAUGAUUGCCAAACUUUAGAAUGUGUUUAGAAGAUUCGAUUUGUGUUUUCGCUGGCUGAGUGCGCUGGGCAAAAAUCAAACGGGGGUUAUUUAUUCACGGAACCCCCUUUGUGGUGGACAAUAAUUCAGUCAAUGAGAUACCAUUUGAUGAUACCAAAAACAUAGGAAACAAAAUACAUUAGAGAAAUGCCAUAUACUAGCCACCAAUCGGGCAAGCUUUCGUUCUGAUUCCGCGUUAGUAACCGAGAGUAAUACAAAAAAAACAACUAUCUUUGCAGGGGACGACGCUUUGAACUAUUUGACUAUUUUUAUAAAACAAAAAAAAAUGUAACAUAAACUAGUGACUAGUAAACACUAAGGUCUAUCCUCACUGUUGCUUUGUGCUGUCGGGAAAAUCAAAAUUUGUAAGUAAACGGCAGCAGCGUGACAUUAAGCGGUUCAAUCUAGCCCUACGCAAUAAAAACAGAAACAAAAUUAGACAAACAAAAAAGUGCUUCUAACCGUAGAACGUAACCUUGUAACCUUAGAAUCGAAUAUGAAUCACAAAACCUAACCUUAGCAGUAUUACGUAAUUGUAUGGAAUUGUGUUCGGAUUUAAACAACAAAAAAAGCCUCUCAGAACGAGUGUAGCAGUUUUUCUAUAACGUGAUGCCUGAAUACAGAAUAGCUGUGUAAAUUACAAUGUUGUUACGCGCAAUAAGUUAGUUCGAGCAGUUGCUUUCUUUUUCUCGUUUUCGGUUCCAGGACCAAAACACCGAUGUAAAAAAAGACAAAGUUAUCCUUAAAACUAUCAAGCUGCAAGUGGCGUCUGCGACAAUUAUUGUACUUACCCUAGCGAGCGGAGGGAUCGCUGCAGAAGAACCCCUCGUUGUGUCAAGCAUGGUAGUAGGCUUUGAGUUGUUCAGUUUAUUGACUGUGAAGAUAUUUUGUGUGUAUGUGUGAGUGAGUGGAUGAGGAACAUCUGUCAAUCAGAUUAACAAGAAUCAAUUAGAAUCUCUUGAAGGUAAAAGCCUAAUCAACAAAGCAGCAAAACACACGAAAAGUAUUGAUUAAUUGUUACAAAAGUGCUUACUCUAAAAAAAAUGAAAACGAUUACAGAGAUACAUUUGUUCGAGGGGUAAUCAAAUUGUUUCCAUUAUUCAUCGCACCCAGGGGGUGAUGGAAGGGCUGUAAAGAAUGGAAGGAAUAGUAUCGAAGAUGAAGAUAGUGUUGCGCAAUAAAAUGCGAAAGCAAGAGCAUUGAAUUCAUUCAAUCGAAACAAAUUAUAAGAAAAUCAAUAAAAGUGGUUAACCUA